This is a messenger RNA of Vitis vinifera (wine grape), 1313 nucleotides long. RefSeq lists its product as uncharacterized. The transcript is spliced from 4 exons. Bases 392 to 1024 code for a protein of 210 amino acids. The record is from RefSeq and is a predicted model, not a curated record. Lineage: Eukaryota; Viridiplantae; Streptophyta; Magnoliopsida; Vitales; Vitaceae.
UAUUUUUUCAAAUCUGUUCUCAAAAAACACUUGGUAAAAAUUGCUUUAACAUAUUCAGUAUACUAUGUGAAACAUUUUGAAACAUCACUCCGGUUGGGUUUAAAGGCUAGAGGUUCGUGUCACUUCCUCAAGCCACACAAUUAACGGAGGAGUAACAAAAAAUGGUCAGCUAUUUGGAAAUUUGUGGAGUGGGAUGGCCCCUUAUCCCUUGCCCCUUCCACCUCUCCAAAGGUUCACUUUUCCACACCCCAUUUUGCUUUUCUUUUCCUCCCUCUCUUUUCAAUCUCCCCAAAAGUCCAUCUGUCGCCACUCUGUCUUCCCUUUCCCUCUCUUCAGCGUAUGUAUAUAUGCCAGUAUAGAAGCUGAAAUAUAGAGAAACGGGAUCUUAAAAAUGGGGGUGCAACUCCAGGCUUACUUCCAUCACCAUCACAGUAGGAUCAUGAUGGCACAACCCCCUCUGUCAAUUACAUGUGGUUCUUCGAAUUCACUGCUUUUCAAUGGAAAGAAAGCCACUCUCCGCCUAGAUGGAUCUCUUGGGCUGCAUUUUACCAGUAGAAAAAUAGACAGAAGAAGAAGGGACUUUGGCAUAGUCGCAUCCAGCAAUGUGGCUGCACCAUUCUGGGAUGGAUGGAAGCCUGAGAAGAGCUCUGCUGCUCCUUCACUUAGCGACAUCCUUUGGCCUUCUGCUGCCUCCUCUGAAGUCACCCACCCCUCUGUGACUCUGCAGAAGUACAAUAUGUUUAUGGCUCAGAUAGGUUGUGCAGCCAUUGGUGUUCUGGCAUUCUCUCUACUUGGGCCGGGUUGGCUCGCUAGGAGCACUGCACUUGGAGCUUCCAUAGCUUUCAUGAUCUAUACACGCUCUACACACCCUCCAGCUGCAAGCUUGCCCUUGUUGUUCAUUGAUGGAGCUAAGUUUCACCACUUGAAUUUUUGGUAUGCUUUGUUCCCUGGUGCCACUGCUUGCAUUCUCCUUUGUCUGAUCCAAGAGAUGGUAUGUUACUUGAAGCAGAAUUUCAAAUUUUGAUGCGUGGGACAGCCUCAUUUUGUCAAACUCAUUAGAGUUCGGGUAGCCUUUUCAAUACUGAACUGUAUAGCAUCAUAUUGAAGGGUGAAAGGGGACUUACUUACCAGAUCUGAGACUGACUGAUGAAAAUUUAAGCUUCUGUAGUCGCCAAGAUUAAACAGUCAUGUAACUCCAAAUAGUUGUAUAAAAAAAGGUUACACCCAGAUUCAAAAUCUUGGAAAUGAGUUCAUUCAGAGAGCAAUUCUUGAUGCCUCAAACCCUGAAUAAAAUGACAAUAUUUUGUCUACAA